AUGUUUGCGGCGCGGCCAACAAUGGAGGGCCGCGCGGCGACGCUCGUCCUGCUUAGCGCAUAUCGUUUCAAAGUAGCCAAUAGCCUUAAGUUAUAUCCACCACCACCACCAGUUAUAUCCACCACGUUGUGGAUGGGUUAUUCCGGCAGCAUUAAGACUCUUAGCUCCAUUUUUCAACGGUUCGACUUUGUGUUUAGCAAGCCUCUAUCCCCUCUGCAAUGCAACCGACCGCCCCCUUCCUCCGCGCCUGCCACACCUGCUCCAGCUGCUGCAACUUUAAUCCCCAAUCCGCCACCGCACGACCGCACACCGACGCUUAUUUUCAAUUAA
Messenger RNA from Arctia plantaginis, 330 nucleotides. Lineage: Eukaryota; Metazoa; Arthropoda; Insecta; Lepidoptera; Erebidae. The record is from the annotation of a GenBank genome assembly.